CCUUGAAAUGCAUGAAGCUAGUACGACGGGCUGCACGGGUUUUGUUACAGCUUUCGGUCUGGAUCUGCGAUAAGGUGAGCGAACCUUACCCAGCCAACGUAGCUCAUUUCGAAAUAGCUUCCAUGACUUCCACGAUGGUAAAUUCCGGUUCGAAGAUAACGGCAAGGCUAGACCUUUGGCACGGGAAUAGUAUGGGAAUAAUGAUUUAUGGUAACAACCGUAGAUUAUCAACGGAAGGCAUUGUCAAAGCGACUGGUUUUCUAACCUAGUCUUAGUACCGGGUCGAAUCUAAACCGCUUUUCCGUAAACCAGGUCGACUACCUAAUAUCAAUGCCCUUCCCGUACACGUAACUCUUCAGCAUCAAGAUUUAUGUGGGGGAAGUGUGUUAUCAUC
Molecule: messenger RNA, 394 nt
Organism: Annulohypoxylon maeteangense
Lineage: Eukaryota; Fungi; Ascomycota; Sordariomycetes; Xylariales; Hypoxylaceae
Exons: 2
Coding region: 12-269 (85 amino acids)
Source: RefSeq, a predicted model, not a curated record